AUUGAUAAAGUGGUCAUAGCGAGGCUCCGGGAAUAACUGCGAGGCUCCAGGAAUAACUGCGAGGCUCCGGGAAUAAGUGCGAGGCUCCGGGAAUAAGUGCGAGGCUCCGGGAAUAACUGAGAGGCUCUGGGAAUAAGUGCUAUGCUCCGGGAAUAAGUGUGAGGCUCCGGGAAUAAGUGCGAGGCUCCGGGAACAACUGCGAGGCUCCGGGAAUAACUGCGAGGCUCCGGGAAUAACUGGAGGCUCCGGGAAUAACUGCGAGUUUCCACAGAUCGUUAACUGGAGAAUGGAUGAAGCACACACGAGAAACAGACUCGGGAGUACGAGAGGUUGAUACCUGUCCUCAUAAAGUACUCUGGAGUACCAAAUAUAAGCCGACUCAUUCAUCAUAACAUACUCUCUCUGGAGUACCAGAAGCGGCUGAUUCCAUUCCUCCUAACACAUCCUGUGGAGUGGUGGAAGCGGAUUCCCGUUUCAUAAGGUAUCUUUCUGAAGUGUCAACAAAGGUGACUCCGGCCACAUAACAUCCCUAGCUGGCUACUUUCUUCCUCACUCUCACCUCAGAGCUCCUUCACAAGCUUCCCCGAUCCUAAGUAUACAUUACACACGCUGGAGAAUGAAUGUCUGACAGAUCCAAAAAGUCAGUGGGGAUCAAAGGCUCGUGGCUCGCUUCAGAUGGUCGAGAGAGAAAUUUCCACAUACCAUAAUUUAGCCCGUUAAGUUGUAAGGGCUCCCCGCCUUUGUUAUUGCCUUUGGAAGUCUCAUAUUAGAGGAUUCAACUGAUGAAUUAUAAAGUGGUUUUCUUCCUUUGAAGGAUAAAGGAAAUAAAGUGUACAGGGGGUAUAAUCUUAUUCAGACCACGGCCUGGCUUGGUAAAUUUUUACCUCUCGUCUUGGUAGAUUUCACUUGGUUCCUAAGAAAGCAGCUGCUAAGCCUUAAGAGGUCUCAAGAUUAUUAUUUAAGACGCAUAUUACAGCUCUUCACUCACCUGAACGAGGCUGAGAAUGUCCCUACGAAGAAGGCGACGCAGUGGAAGAUAGCACCAACAAAACAAAUCCCUUCAACUCUCCACCUCUGCUAAGAACCAUGGAGUUAGCACACACAACCCUUUCCUCCUGCAUUCCCUGCCCAUCCUCUCGCUCCAGGAAUAGAUAUUUUUAUACCCAGACAAGACAUCCUCAAUGUUCCAACACUCCAACCAAAACAAUGACAACCCAAACACGCAGAUCUCAAACGCCUGGACGCCAAAACAGUUCUUGUGGGAUUUCAACUUCCUCUUCCUCCUCCAGUUUGUUUCCGACGACCCUCUCGUUGCUGCGCCUCCUUCGAGUACUUGCCGUUUUACUACUGGUGCCUCAGGUUAUGUCGUUCGCGACGUCCUCCUUCAUCACGCCACGACUGACGUCCUUCGAGUCGUGGGAGCACGAGGCGCGGCUGGAGGAGACGGGAGCUUUCGUGGUACAGUGGUCACCGCGGGAGGAAAGUAUAGAGUUCCGGGUGACAGCAAGAACCACGGGUUACAUAGGAUUUGGUCUCUCAUCCAAACCCAGGAUGGAUGGCGCCGAUAUCGUCGUCGGGUGGGUACACUCAGGAAAGGCGUACCUGCAGGACAGACACGGGAGGGGGAAUCAGGAGCCCUCAGUGGACGAUCAGAGAGAUUGGAUGCUGGUUGGAGGCUAUGAAAACGAUACCCAUACUGUUCUCAUUAUGUCUCGACCCUACAAUACCUGUGACAAGAACGACCACGUCAUAUCGAACGACACAGUGAGGCUACUGUGGGCUUACCACCCUGACGACCCCGUGGACCCGGAGAGCCCACGACCACGUCUGCACUACCAUGGUGCCUCCCGAAGGGGAGCCAAGUCCAUGUUCCUGCUGGAGAGGGGGCAGAAAUCCCCCUCGUCUAACUCCUUCAGUCACCCCCCAUCCCACUCCCCGGAUUUCUCCCCCUCUGGAUUCCCUCCCUCUUCUUCCAUCCCACAACACUCUGGGGGUCACUACCACCAUCACCAUCAUCAUCACCACCACCACCCACUUACCCGCUCGUGGUUACUAACCCACCCUGGGGUCGAGGUGGGACCCACCAGUGAUACAGUGUACUGGUGUAAAGUCUUCAAGAGACCAACUCUUGUACAGAAGAACCACGUUAUAAGAUACGAGCCGGUGUUCACCUCUGGCAACGAGCAGUACGUGCACCACAUGAUCGUGUACGAGUGCACAGACCUCACUAACCUGGAGCCAGAGCUGGACGUAGCGUUUGAGGAACUGGCUUCAUCUGGUGGUCAUGUAUGCUACCAGACUGACACCUCCCAGCUGGUGUACACCUGUAACCACGUUGUAGUAGCCUGGGCUGUAGGCUCUGAGGGGUUGUCUCUUCCCCCUGAGGCUGGCUACCCCUUAACCCCUAAAGGGCCGAAGUUCUACAUGCUGGAGGUCCACUACGACAACCCUAAUGGGCACACUUUUAAGGACGAGUCGGGGAUACGCAUUAUAUAUACUCCGGAGCUGCGUUACUACGACGCAGGAGUGUUGAGCAUCGGUCUGGAGCCCAGCUGGAAGCAUCUUAUACCACCACGACAGAGAACUGUCUUGUCAGAAGGUCACUGUGUGUCCGAGUGUACCCAGGCUGCCCUGUCUCCCACUGGCAUCAAUGUCUUCGCAGUGAUCCUGCACACUCAUCUGCUGGGACGUAAAGUGCGGGUGCGUCACCUUCGCCAGGGCCGGGAGCUGGAGCCCAUAGCUCAGGAUAACAACUAUGAUUUUAACUACCAAGAGUACAGAGCUCUCAAACUUCCUCGGUCAAUUCUACCCGGAGACCACCUGAUCGGAGAGUGUACAUACAACAGUCGGGAGAGAUCAAGCAUCACUCUGGGAGGCUUUAAAACCAGAGAUGAGAUGUGUCUCUCGUAUCUCUUCUACUGGCCCAGGGUGGACCUGUCUCUCUGUCACUCCAAGCCGUCUCUCAACACGGUCCUCCACUCGCUGGGCAUCGAGGAGCUGUCAGCAAAUUCAGAUCCUAUUAAAAUCCGACGACCGAUCGAACUGGCUGGCAAGUCGUUGGAGUGGCGACUGAUGAACUACGACUGGAAGAACCAGUUCGACUACUUCCAGGAGACGACCCACAGCGGUACUUUCAACCCCAUCUGUUGGAGGCGAGGAGAAAGUCUCAUUCCAGAAGCAGAGAAACUCGACUAUGAGUACCCAAACAUUACGGAGGCGUGGCUGCCGGAGAACGUCUGCAGACAACGCAGAAGGAAGAGCAAGCGACGCAAGACGAAGAACGGUCGCGGCAAGAGCCGUCAGGGCGACGCAGAGGAAGGGGAGGAAGAGGAGGAGGAGGAAGAAGAGGAAGAGGUUAUGUUUGAUGAUCAAACCAACUCCAGGCCUAUAGAAAGGAUUGACGUGGAUCCUUUCAAUCACGUUGAUGUUUUCAUGCCAGUGAUUGAGGGAAGAGUUGAGAGUGGCCCCCAAGACCCGUUUGGAGUGGAGGAGGCUCCGAAUCAGGGACUGGAGGAGGAGAUGGAAGAAAUGGAGAGGGACUUGGAAAAGGAACUGGCUAAUAAAUACCCGGACACGUUCCAAGAAAGAACCGCACAUCAGAACAUAGAAGGGUCAAGUUCCAACUGCCUUAUAUCUCAGUGGAUAUUGUCAAUGUGCCUGUGUGUUCUGUCUCUCUCUCAGCUCUACGACAGCCACGGCUGAGGUCGAGGAAUCAGGGCACGGAAGAUCGCCUCUUCGAUGUCGCAAGUGUAUUCAUUUUUAAGGACAUAAACACGCGCUGUGAAAAAUGUGGAUUAAGCCUCCGGCUUCUUACUGCUCUCAGAGAUACGGCAUCUAAGAGUAUCUCCCAAAGAUGAUGGUUCACCUGCCUUAGGAAUGUGCAAAGAACCUUGGUUAUUGUGUUGAGUGUUGAGACGUGUGUGUGUGUGUGUGUAUGUGUGAGUGUGUGUAUGUUUGGGGGAGGGAGUGGGAUGGGGUUGGAGGACGCUGAAGGACGUUGAAAACCUUGUCCAAACCUCACCAUCACCUCCAACCUCUGACUCCCUAUAUGCUACAUUAUCAGUGCCUCUUUUUUGUAAAAUUGUCGCUUUUAUGUGUUCUGGGGGCAUUUCGUACGUUUUUUGUGAGAAAUGUGAUGAAAUAGUCUCAAGGUUUUAUAAAUUUGUGCAAAAGUUGUAGAUAAUAUAUGGCGCAAAUAAAUAUUUUAUUUAUAGAAUAAAGCAAAUUCAAUUAGACAGCCUCACCUCAGUAGUUAAUCGACACAGAAGAAUUAAUUUUGUAUUUUAAAUCCUGUACUUUACAAGUGAUGUAUUUUGCUUGGUGAAAGGUUCCAUAUAUCGAGCUUCGUGUGCUUGAAAAGCCAGAAAUUUCCAAGAAGCAUAGAUAAUUUAUUUUUUACGUUCCUGAUCUUUUCAAAAUUACUCGUAAUUUGUGUGCUAGGGAUGUUUAAUGCCACAGUGGAUGAUUAGGUAAUACCUGCAAGUAUGGUAGGCACACCCAUGGUGCAGACCAAACUUGUUAUGCACUGUGUUUCGCUCUGUGUAGAGCGAAACGUUGUUCUUCAAGUUGAUAUCCAAUUUACAGAAAAAAAAAUGGCUUGAGGAUUCUUUUUUUUCCAUUAGAGUUUUAUCUAUUUUUUUAAUCUCUAAAUUAUUUUUUGAGUUCUAAAUCGUGUCUAUAAACUCGGUCCAUAUAUCUAUAUAUAUAUACAAAUAUAUAUGUAUAUAUAUACAUAAAUUGUAUAACAGUAGUAUCUGUGAUUAGACAUUUCUGUUUCACAACAGCUCAUGGGUUGAUGAAUCACUAAGAGGUGUGGUGUGGACCAGUGGACCAGCACACCUUCCCUAAACGAGGUGUGGACCAGCACACCUUCCCUAAACGAGGUGUGGACCAGCACACCUUCCCUAAACGAGGUGUGGACCAGCACACCUUCCCUAAACGAGGUGUGGACCAGCACACCUUCCCUAAACGAGGUAUGGACCAGCACAUGUUCCCUAAACGAGGUGUGGACCAGCACACCUUCCCUAAACGAGGUGUGGACCAGCAUAUGUUCCCUAAACGAGGUGUGGACCAGCACACCUUCCCUAAACGAGGUAUGGACCAGCAUACCUUCCCUAAACGAGGUGUGGACCAGCACAUGUUCCCUAAAGUAUGGAGCAAUGGACCAGUACACCCUCAACACUACGAGAUGUGGUCAAGUGGACCAUCACACCCCUUUAUACAAGGUGUAAAGCAAUGAACCAGCACACCUCAACACUACCAGGUGUGGUCAAAUGGACCAGCAUUCCCAUCUCGUUACUACAAGGUGUGGCUCUAGCCACUGGUCCAGCAUAACACCUCUACUUCACAAGGUGCAGUUCAGAUACACAGACUAGCACACCUCCAGCCUCCGUCUAACCCUUCAGAAUUAACACUUCUCUUGUUCAACUGUUUACACCUACACGAAAUUACACCAAUAGAAUAAUGUACAGGCGUAUGGAACACAAUAUACUGAACGAGCUUUAACUGGGACAGUUAUCAAAAUGAUUUAAAACCCGACAAGUUGAAGAAUUAAAGACUUUUGCAACAUCUGGGAUUCUUUACUGUGGAAAUGUUUGAUAGCUUCCUCAGUCACAUACAGAGAUGAAUAGAGGAGUUUGAGGUAAUCAGUCCCUCAGCCUCGAGUCGACUUGUUCAAUCUUAAAUGUUGCAAAAGUAUUUAAUUCUUCAACUAGGACAAAGUUUGGUUCCUAGAAGAGCUUUAGCAAGCACUUAAUAAAGCUCUAGGGCGAAACGUAGACCCAGAUAAAGCUUAUUCUUCAUAAUGUGCACCUCAAAAAAGCUCUACUACAUAAUGAGCUCAUCCCCACAGUUUUAAAAUGAUGAUUUCUACGAAAAAGCAAACUUAGAAUUUGUGUGCAGAAGUUUAGAAGCCUUAGACAUUUAGAAUCACUUUCUAAAUUGAAAAGGGAAGUGAGUUUUUGGGAACAAGUAAAAAUUAGAAAAAUUAUGGUGAAAGUCAAGCUAGU
This is a messenger RNA of Cherax quadricarinatus, 6008 nucleotides long. NCBI's taxonomy places the organism in Eukaryota, Metazoa, Arthropoda, Malacostraca, Decapoda, Parastacidae. The record is from RefSeq and is a predicted model, not a curated record.